Molecule: messenger RNA, 1625 nt
Organism: Arabidopsis arenosa
Lineage: Eukaryota; Viridiplantae; Streptophyta; Magnoliopsida; Brassicales; Brassicaceae
Source: the annotation of a GenBank genome assembly
AAACACAGCUUGUCUUUGUUUUAAUUAAAAGAAGCUUUUGUCUCAUUUUCCCUUCCCCACCAAACACACUUUUGUCUUCUCUUUAAUAACUUCUUUCACUUCAUCUUCUUCACUGUUAACGGUCGGAAACUAAAAAAUGUCUCCUCCUCACUGCUCCUUCGUCAUCUUCUUCGUCUUCUUCCUCACUUCACAUUCUUCUGUUUUCUCCAGAAUCUUACCAAAGACCUCUGUAACCACUACCUCAAUUCUCAAUGUCGCCGACUCCAUCCACAGAACCAAGUAUACGUCGUCGUUUCGGUUAAACCAGCAAGAAGAACAGACUCACUCUCCUUUUAGCUUGACGCUUCAUUCACGAGCUUCCGUCCGUGGAACUGAACACUCAGACUACAAGUCUCUAACACUAGCCAGACUCAACCGUGACACAGCCCGAGUCAAGUCUCUCAUAACUCGUUUAGAUCUAGCAAUCAACAACAUAUCCAAAGCGGAUCUAAAGCCUGUUACCACAAUGUACACUACUACUGAGGAGGAAGAUAUCGAAGCUCCUUUAAUCUCCGGCACGACUCAAGGAAGCGGCGAGUACUUCACACGCGUCGGUAUCGGAAACCCGGCGCGUGAAGUCUACAUGGUUCUCGAUACUGGAAGUGACGUUAACUGGCUACAAUGCACUCCUUGCGCUGAUUGUUACCACCAAACUGAACCAAUCUUCGAGCCAUCGUCGUCCUCUUCUUACGAGCCUCUCUCUUGCGACACUCCACAGUGCAAUGCCCUUGAAGUCUCGGAAUGUAGAAACGCCACGUGUCUUUACGAGGUUUCGUACGGUGAUGGUUCUUACACCGUCGGAGAUUUCGCCACCGAGACUCUAACUAUCGGCUCAACUUUAGUCCAAAACGUCGCCAUUGGAUGUGGACACAGCAACGAAGGGUUGUUCGUCGGCGCCGCCGGUUUGCUCGGACUCGGCGGUGGUUUGUUAGCUCUUCCGUCGCAGCUCAACACGACGUCGUUUUCGUACUGCCUCGUUGACCGUGACUCAGACUCGGCUUCAACCGUAGAGUUCGGGACUUCUCUUCCUCCUGACGCCGUCGUGGCUCCGUUGCUGCGUAACCACCAGCUCGACACGUUUUACUACCUAGGCCUCACCGGAAUAAGCGUCGGCGGCGAGUUGCUUCAGAUUCCUCAGUCUUCUUUCGAGAUGGACGAGUCAGGAAGCGGUGGGAUCAUCAUUGACUCAGGAACCGCCGUGACUCGUCUCCAGACCGGAAUCUAUAACUUGCUUAGAGACUCGUUCUUGAAAGGGACGUCGGACUUGGAAAAAGCAGCCGGAGUGGCGAUGUUUGACACGUGUUACAAUCUUUCUGCUAAGACGACGAUAGAAGUCCCGACGGUGGCUUUUCACUUCCCCGGCGGGAAGAUGUUAGCUUUGCCGGCGAAGAAUUACAUGAUUCCGGUUGACUCGGUGGGGACUUUCUGUUUGGCGUUUGCACCGACGGCGAGUUCGCUAGCGAUCAUCGGAAACGUGCAGCAACAAGGGACACGUGUCACUUUCGAUUUGGCAAAUUCUCUCAUUGGAUUCUCGUCUAAUAAAUGCUAAGCUGUUUUUUUUUUUAUAAUAUAUUUGAGUGACAAUG